Verticillium nonalfalfae is the source of this 2310-nucleotide messenger RNA. RefSeq lists its product as uncharacterized. The record is from RefSeq and is a predicted model, not a curated record. The transcript is spliced from 2 exons. NCBI's taxonomy places the organism in Eukaryota, Fungi, Ascomycota, Sordariomycetes, Glomerellales, Plectosphaerellaceae. The coding region runs from base 1 to 2310 and encodes 769 amino acids.
AUGCAUUCCAAGGCUACCAUCACGGCCCUGGCCCUGGCCGGGUUCAUCACCCCCUCCAUGACUGCGCCUGCCGGCAACGAGGCUCGCCAGGUGCCUGUCGACGCUGGAAGCCUGGGAAACACAGUUGAUGGCGUAGCUGGCUCCGCAACAGGCCUCGUCGACGGCCUCACUGGCGGUGCGACCAGCGGACUCACACAGGGCAUCACUGGCCCCGGCGGUGUCGUUGACGGCACCACUGACGCUGUUGACGCACUUCUUGGCAGCCUCGGCGCUCUGACUGGCGGCGCUGGCGCCGUUACCGACAUCCCCAAGGACGUCGUCGGCUCCGUCACGGGUGUCGCUAGCGGGCUCACCAAGGACCUCCCCAUCCCUAUCUCCGUGACGCCUGGCGUUGCCGUCGCCAAGGGUGCCCGUCGUCGCCACAACCGCCGUCAGCUCAGCGACGUUACCGAUGCCGUCAAGGGCGCUGCUGACGGCGCCAAGGAUGCCGCCGAAGACGCCACGAGCGCUGCCGGCGACAAGGCCGACAAGGCCACCAGCACAGCCAGCAGCGUCGCAGACGAGGCCACCGGUGUUCUCGGCUCUGCCCUAAGCCAGGUCACCGAGGCUCUUGACCUUGAGGGUCUUCUUGGUGGCGCCACCGGUGCCGCGUCUGGUGCGUCUGGUGCCGCUGGCGGGCUUCUCGACGCUGCCACUGGUAUCAUUGGUGGCAUCACCGACGUUGCGACCGACAUCCUCGGUAACAUCAUUCCCAUCCGUAACGUGAACGCCGAGUCUGUCGAUGACGAAACUGUCGCUUCCGUCAUCAACAUGCUGAAGAGUCUCCAAGAGGAGAACAAGCUUCAGGCCCGUGAGGAGGACCCCAUCAGCGACCUCAUCCAGCAGCUUCUCGGUAGCCUUACCGGCGGCGAGAAGAAGGGUGGCCUCCUCGGAGGUGCUCUUAUCCCUGGCAUCCUCAAUGUCAAGCCUGAGGAGGAGACCAAGAUCCAGGCCCGUGAGGAAGAUCCCAUUGCCGAUCUUCUUAAGCAGAUUCUUGGCCUCGCUGGUGGCGACAAGAAGAAGGGCGGCCUCCUUGGCGGCGCUCUCAUCCCCGGCAUCCUUAAUGUCAAGCCUGAGGAGGAGACCAAGAUUCAGGCCCGUGAAGAGGACCCUAUCUUCGACCUUCUUAAGCAACUUCUCGGAGGUGCUGGCGGUGGCAAGAAGGGUGGCCUGCUCGGCGGUGCCCUCAUUCCUGGCAUUCUGAACGUGAAGCCUGAGGAGGUCAGCAAGAUCCAGGCUCGUGAGGAGGAUCCUAUUUCCGACCUCAUCCAGCAGCUUCUUGGCAGCCUCACUGGUGGUGACAAGAAGAAAGGUGGUCUUCUUGGCGGUGCUCUCAUCCCCGGCAUCCUCAACGUCAAGCCCGAGGAGCAGAUGAACAAGAUUCAGGCCCGCGAAGAGGACCCCAUCAGCGAUCUUAUUAAGCAGCUCAUUGACAGCAUUGGCGGUGAUAGUAAGAAGGGUGGUCUUCUCGGAGGCGCUCUUAUCCCCGGCAUCCUCAACGUCAAGCCCGAGGAGCAGAUGAGCAAGGUCCAAGCCCGCGAGGAGGAUCCCAUCAGUGAUCUUCUUGAGCAGAUCCUCGGCAGCCUGACCGGCGGCGGCGGCGAUAAGAAGGGCGGUCUCCUUGGUGGCUCCAUCAUCCCCGGCAUCCUCAAUGUCAAGCCUGAAGAGUCCAAGGUCCAGGUUCGUGAGGAGGAUCCCAUCAGUGAUCUUCUCGAGCAGAUUCUUGGCAGCCUCACCGGCGGCGGUGGCGACAAGAAGGGUGGUCUCCUUGGCGGUUCCAUCAUUCCCGGCAUCCUCAACGUCAAGCCCGAGGAGCAGAUGAACAAGGUCCAGGCCCGUGAGGAGGACCCCAUUAGCGACCUCAUCCAGCAGCUUAUCGGCAGCCUCACCGGUGGCGGUGAGAAGAAGAAGGGCGGCCUUCUCGGCGGUGCUCUCAUUCCCGGUAUCCUGAACGUUAAGCCUGAGGAGCAGAUGAACAAGGUCCAGGCUCGUGAGGAGGAUCCUAUUGCCGAUCUUCUCAAGCAGAUUCUUGGUCUUGUUGGCGGCGACAAGAAGAAGGGUGGCCUCCUUGGCGGCGCUCUCAUCCCUGGCAUCCUGAACGUCAAGCCUGAGGACAGCAAGGUCCAGGCUCGCCAGAUUGAUGAACUCCUCGAGAGCCUCAAGGGCGCCGUCGGCGGUGAGGAGGAGGAGAAGAAGGGUGGCCUCCUCGGUGGAGCCAUCAUCCCCGGAAUCCUUCACGUCAAGCCUGAGGAGGAGAACAAGACCCAGUAA